ACGUUCAGUCGGAAGCCUUCUUCUGUUCGGCAAAGGUGAAUAACCGUCGUCUGAUGAUGCGUUCAUGAUACAUCGUGAUGACCACAAAAACCGACGUCGAGGAAGACUACAUGUUCCCGUUUUAAGAUAAAAGAGCGCAAAUUGGUCUUCGUUUGUAGAGACAACUUCGUUUACCGCAACCGGUAGGGCUUGCGAAAGGUGAACCGAUUCCAAACUGUCACUUUGUGAUACACAGCUGUCAUCCGUGAGUGGGCUGCUGUUGUCAGUGGCUGUGCGUGGCCAACAGCAGGGCAAGUUUGCAGUAGCACCGCCUUUUGGGUUUCGUAUAUCCUCAUCGAUUUUCAUCCGUUCCAUCGGGAAUAGAAAACAGCAAAAAUGGCGCUACCGCUCCACAACGACAUGCUGCUGUACACCACGCAGAACAGCUUCCUGAUCGAACCGAGAGGCAUGAAGGAACAUCUGAUUAUCGAUCGAAUCACCGGCAAAGUUACACUGAACGCCUCGGAAGGCGUGUCACAUCUGCCGAUCGAAGGAAACGACACACGCCCGAUAUGCGGCAUCCUGGGGCUAAUUACGUGCGUUAGCGGUCUGUACCUGGUGGCGGUGAAGCACAGGGUACCGAUUGGGUGGCUGGAGAACCAGGAAAUCUAUCGGCUGGCGGGUGUCUACGUGAUACCGUUGCGUGAACGGAGCUUCCAGCAGGAGGUGGAUGACAGGCUGUGUACCCGGGCGGUAGAGAACGUCCUCGGUACGCCGUUCUUCUACUUCUCGUACAGCUAUGAUAUAACACAGUCGAUGCAGCGAUGCCGGGAGCUUCGCGGCACGACUAGCUUGUACGAGCGAGCCGAUACACGUUUCGUCUGGAACCACGCACUGCUGGAGGAAUGGUAUCGACCGGAGUUUCAGCGCUACUGUUUACCGCUAAUGCACGGCUUCAUGUGUAUCAACGGUGCUACAAUUAACGGGAAUAAUAUUGGAUGGGCGCUGAUUUCCAGGCGAUCGCGUGAACGCGCUGGUACCCGGUUGUUUACACGCGGCAUCAAUUUCAACGGCCAGGUGGCCAACUAUGUAGAAACGGAACAAAUCAUUGCGUGCGGCUCGGACCGGAUAUCGUUCGUGCAGACCCGUGGAAGCAUACCAUUGUUCUGGCAGCAGACGCCGAACUUGGCGUACAAACCGGCACCGCAGCUUCUGCCGGACGGCGACCAUUUGAUUGCCUGCUCGAAGCACUUUUACGACCAGUGCAACCGAUACGGCCGGCAGGUUCUGAUCAAUCUAGUUGACCAGCGCGGGGCGGAAGGUGUAUUAGCGAAGGCGUAUGAGGACACGAUUACGGCGCUCGCUAAUCCGGCCCUCCGAUACGAGGCGUUCGACUUCCAUCGUGAGUGCCGCAAGCUGCGCUACGAUCGAGUGAGCUUAUUGAUGGACCGUAUUGCGACCGCACAGGAUGAGUUCGGUGUGUUCCACUGCACCGUGUACGAGGCAGGGACACCAGCGAUGGUGCACUCGCUGCAGCGCGGUGUCUUUCGCACGAAUUGUAUCGAUUGUCUUGACCGGACGAACGUGGUGCAGAGUGAGCUCGCCAAACGUAGCCUCGAGCAGACGCUCAUCAAGUUGCACGUGCUGGAUCGCGGUACAAAGCACAUCGAGCCGAAUUCUAGCUUUGACAUCGUCUUUAAAGCGGUAUGGGCCGACAACGCCGAUCUAGUAUCGCUUCAAUAUUCCGGCACACGGGCCUUGAAGACGGAUUUUACCCGCAUAGGGAAACGAACGGUCCAGGGUAUGCUGCGUGAUGGGCGCAGCUCGCUUAUUCGCUACUGCUACAAUAACUUCGCCGAUGGCGUGCGCCAAGAUGAAAUUGACUUUUUUCUCAGCACAUUCCGUGAACCGGGCGGUCGUCCAAUCUUCCCCAUCGUGCCUCGUCAACGUUCGCGCGCCAUGACCAUUCUCAUCUGCCUGACGCUACCGAUCGUCGUCGGCAUCAUGCUCAUCAUCUUCUCCAAGGAGUACACCAGCGAUAUCGUGGUUAUCUUUCUGUGCUGUGUGGCACUGGUAGCGUUCAUCCUCUUUUAUAUUCGGAAAAACCCGCUUCAAUUCGUCGACUGGCCGCAGCUCGAUCGGUUGAAGCAGCUAUAAAACGGGAAGGGAAUGGGCAUUCGGAUUGGACAUCGACCAUUCGUUCCUUUUUUCUUUUGAAAUGUUCAUAUUGCUGUAUAAUUGAGCAUUCGAAGGUUAGUGUUAACUAGUGCUUCAGGCGCAACCACCGACCAGAUGACCAAUAUUAUUUUCAAAUUUCUAUUUGUUUCUUCAUUCAAUCGUUUUCAAUCGAAAUACUAUCCAGGUCAAGGCUUAGGGCUUAGGCAACAAUCGGGUACAUUUCGAUUGCUUAUUUUAGGAGACCCUUAGAUGCUCAUUAUAAUUGCGCUACUAUUAAAUCAUACGGUCUGCAGCGACAGCUACAGUCCAUCUAGCUGAUUUGUGGUGAUUUUUACAGACUACAAACUUUCGUUGUCGAAAAAAAAAACAAUUGAUAUAUUUCGCAAGCUUUCAGCGUUACCCACACACGUUCAGUGUAUGUUGUGCAAACAGCACAUGGAUGCGAUUAGUGUGCAAUGAUAUUGGGCAACUAGGGGUUACUUGAUAGUUAUAAAUUAGAACUGGUGGUAGUAGUACAAGGUGGUAGCCCAGAUCGCGGGAGUUAGAGAAAUAGCACCGGAAAUAGAUGGGCAGGUCGAUGGACGCAAGGACACUAUCAAUACCAGCGUUUCAUCAUUACGAACUUCCACAACUUUUCAGGCAUUUUCCUCUCGUUUAUAUUAUUAGCGGGAGGUUAGCAUAGGAAGGCUAGGAGAUGAAAAAAAUAACAGAAGAGCAAUUAUUGCCUUUGCCAAACAAGCGAAAAUCGUCGGUUAGUAGAAUAUCAAUAGUUCGCGGCGACGGUUCAUAUGUUCAUACAAGCAGUAAAUGCAUUCAAUAAAACGGUUCGAGUCACGCGCAUUCCGA
Anopheles darlingi is the source of this 3003-nucleotide messenger RNA. RefSeq names its product phosphatidylinositol-3-phosphatase SAC1 (gene Sac1). Gene Ontology annotation, cellular component: endoplasmic reticulum. The record is from RefSeq and is a predicted model, not a curated record. The transcript has 6 exons. Gene Ontology annotation, biological process: phosphatidylinositol dephosphorylation. Lineage: Eukaryota; Metazoa; Arthropoda; Insecta; Diptera; Culicidae. The coding region runs from base 376 to 2136 and encodes 586 amino acids. Gene Ontology annotation, molecular function: phosphatidylinositol-4-phosphate phosphatase activity.